CCAACCUUUAUCGGCUACCCCAUCAGCAUCUUCUUCAUCGUCAUCAAUGAGUUCUGCGAGCGGUUCUCCUACUAUGGCAUGCGAGCUGUGCUCGUUUUGUAUUUCAAAUACUUCCUGCACUGGGAUGACAACUUGUCUACAGCCAUCUACCACACAUUCGUGGCUCUGUGCUACUUGACACCGAUCCUUGGAGCGCUCAUUGCAGACUCUUGGCUGGGGAAGUUUAAGACUAUUAUUUCCCUGUCCAUUGUCUAUACAAUUGGGCAGGCGGUCAUGGCUAUAAGCUCCAUAAAUGACCUGACUGAUUCCAACCGGGAUGGCACUCCGGAUCACAUUGCAGUGCAUGUUGUCCUGACUGUUAUUGGCCUGAUCCUCAUUGCGCUUGGUACUGGUGGCAUCAAACCUUGUGUGUCAGCAUUUGGUGGAGAUCAGUUUAACGAAGAUCAGGAAAAACAAAGAACUAGGUUCUUCUCUAUCUUUUAUUUGUCUAUUAAUGCUGGAAGUCUUAUAUCCACUAUAGUCACCCCCAUUCUGAGAGGUCAAGAAUGUGGCAUUCAUAGCAAACAGCGAUGUUACCCACUAGCCUUUGGAGUUCCUGCUGCCCUCAUGGCUGUGUCACUGAUUGUGUUCAUAAUUGGAAGCGGAAUGUACAAGAAAGUUCAGCCUCAAGGCAAUAUAAUGGUUGAAGUUUCCAAAUGCAUUGGAUUUGCCAUCAAAAAUAGGUUUCGGCAUCGCAGCAAGGAAUUCCCCAAGAGAGAGCACUGGCUAGACUGGGCGAGCGAGAAGUACGAUAAGCGGCUUAUUGCUCAGACUAAGAUGGUGCUGAAGGUGCUUUUCCUGUACAUUCCUCUCCCCAUGUUCUGGGCGCUCUUUGACCAGCAGGGGUCAAGAUGGACACUGCAAGCCACAACCAUGGAUGGGAAUUUUGGAGCUAUUCAGAUUCAGCCCGACCAAAUGCAGACUGUGAAUCCAAUCCUGAUUAUUGUCAUGGUCCCAGUUGUAGAUGCUGUGAUUUAUCCUUUAAUUAAGAAAUGCGGGAUCAAUUUUACGCCGCUGCGGAAGAUCACUGUUGGCAUGUUCCUUGCAUCUCUGGCUUUUGUUGCUGCCACCCUUGUGCAAGUGCAAAUAGAUAAAACUCUUCCUGUGUUCCCUACAGCUGGGCAAGCCCAAAUCAAAGUAAUAAAUCUAGGCUCUGCUAAUGCAGCAGUUGAGUUUCAACCCGGACUUAUGAACGUGACUGUAGAACCUCAUGAGGCAUCGGACUAUAUGGUAUUUAAGACUUCUGAGUUAAGCAGUGUAUCUGUAAUGUUUGGAAAUCAAGCUACAAAUGCAGGGAUGGACUUACUAGAUGGUAAACGUCAGACUCUUGCUGUUAAGAAUGUUGGAACAACCAUUGUAACUGAAUGGCUGCAUGACAAUAUCACAUCAAAACCAGAAGAAGGAAAUAAUCUCAUCAGAUUUCUAAACAAUAUGGAUCAGCCAGUCAAUGUCAGUAUGGCUGGCACUCACUUUGGAUCCCUGCCUUCUCUGUCUGCCAGUAAUUAUGAAGCCUUUUCAAGAGGAAGGUAAGCAUUUCCUAAAAAAAUUACUGCGAAUACAACCUCAUUUUCUUGUGAAGUUUCCUCAAAGACGUUUGGAUUUGGCAGUGCCUAUACAAUUGUAAUUAAUGGGUGUUCUGGAAACUUAUUAAACACAACAUAUGUUGAAGAUAUUCCGCCCAACACAGUCCACAUGGCUUGGCAAAUCCCCCAGUAUUUUAUUCUUACAUGUGCUGAAGUAGUUUUCUCUGUCACUGGACUGGAGUUUUCAUACUCACAGGCCCCAUCUAAUAUGAAGUCAGUGCUGCAAGCAGGAUGGCUGCUAACGGUGGCUGUUGGUAACAUAAUUGUCCUAAUUGUGGCUGGAGCAUCCAAACUCAGCGAGCAGUGGGCAGAAUAUGUGCUCUUUGCUGCCUUGCUGUUGGUGGUUUGCGUUAUUUUUGCUGUUAUGGCUUAUUUUUAUACUUACAUUGAUCCAAAUGAGAUUGAAGCCCAGCUUGAUGAGGAUGAGAAGAAACAAGCCAAAAAGGAUAAAGACCCUGAAAAUGAAGCUGAAGCUGUCUCUCGGAUGUAAAAUGUGUAUUCAAGGAGUGUUGUA
Messenger RNA from Tinamus guttatus (white-throated tinamou), 2136 nucleotides. The record is from RefSeq and is a predicted model, not a curated record. NCBI's taxonomy places the organism in Eukaryota, Metazoa, Chordata, Aves, Tinamiformes, Tinamidae.